Messenger RNA from Frankliniella occidentalis (western flower thrips), 1220 nucleotides. RefSeq lists its product as uncharacterized. Bases 568 to 1209 code for a protein of 213 amino acids. NCBI's taxonomy places the organism in Eukaryota, Metazoa, Arthropoda, Insecta, Thysanoptera, Thripidae. The record is from RefSeq and is a predicted model, not a curated record. The transcript has 6 exons.
UAUGCAGGCAGUGCCUGUCUAAUUGAAACAAAGUACAACAAUAAGGUUCAGCUAUCUUUUCAGCAGCUGACUGAAGAAGUUGUGCCUCAAUUAUUUACUAAUACUGUUUUAGUAUCAAACUUGCCUAAAAAAUUCUACAAGGAGCCUUUUGUGGAUUUUAUUACUGAGGAAGUGGCGAAACUUUUAUCUUUAGAUGACAGCUGUGUUGUUGUUGAGGAGGCUACAGAGUACAACAGCACUGAAAGCACCAUCAAGGUUACUUUCAAAGAACUUGAAUAUGCAGGCAGUGCCUGUCUCAUUAAGGAGUUGUAUAACGGGAAAGAGAAGCUGUGUUUUGAGCAUGUUCUGGAUUUGAAACAAAAUGAAUUGAAUAAGUCUGCCAAGAAGGUCUGGCCUGUUUUUAACCAGAUUAACUCUUUUGUAGAGAAUGAAGAGGAUGCUGAUACUGUUGGACCACUCACUCUUUGUAGAGAAACAUCAUUGGAGAGCAAUAGAGCAACUCUGGCUUUUUUGCAAGAAUGCAUCAAUUUAAAUACAUCAAGGCCUUUUAAGGCUACUGUGGAAAAUAUGAAUAAGGUGUCUGAAAAUCUGAAAGAAAGCCACAAUGUCCAUGUCACACCAGACGAAUGCUCCCGUAAGAAGAGAAGACUUGAUGAGAAGUACCGCAGGAAUUCACCUGGGCUUUUUACGAAGCACAUGGCCUUUCUGCGAGGUGACUCUGACAAGUGCCCUACUUUCCAGGCAGAACCCUCCCUGGAGGAGGAUGUGUUGGCUAAGGUCACAUUCACAAAAGGAGCAGUUAUGGACACGGCUACUAUCUAUUCCCUGAUUGAUGUCUGGGAUGACAUGAAGGAUGAAUAUUAUAAAGCCCACAAAGACAACCAAUUUUAUUGGAAAAUCUCAGCUCAAAUGGUUCUCAGAGGGAAGAAAUUUUCUCCUAGCGCAUGCCAGAAUAAAAUGAAUCUGCUAUUAUCUGAAUACAAGGCGUACAAUACAGCACUGAAGCGGAGUGGGUCAGGGCGCCCUAGACAUUGGGAAUUCUAUGAAGCAUUGAAACCCAUUUUGCAGUCCAUGGUCUCAGUGGAUGCAGAGCUCACGUACUCUGCUGGGGUGGCAGUGGCACAGACCACUAACCCACACAUCCAUGCAGGUUCAAGCACCAGCAGUAACGUCAGGUGGGGAAAAGAGGACCAGCUCAUAAAUGGCUAAACUCCUACUUG